Molecule: messenger RNA, 2547 nt
Organism: Oryctolagus cuniculus (rabbit)
Lineage: Eukaryota; Metazoa; Chordata; Mammalia; Lagomorpha; Leporidae
Source: RefSeq, a predicted model, not a curated record
AUGGCAACAGCAGCAGCAAAUGGAAAUGGGACCCAGAUAAAGCUUCCCUUCCUGUGGUCCAGUGUGGCCUCCCACAGCUGUUUCCAGGGAAGGAAACACAACCUACACAAGGAUGGAGACAUGAUGAUCGGUGGUUUCUUCUCCCUUUACACAUUUCAGCCUUCCCAGGAGAUCCGAGAGGCUAACAGCAAACUUCUGGAACUGCAGUUGGAGUCUAAGAACUAUCAGCAUGUUCUGGCUUUGGUCUUCGCCAUUGAAGAGAUCAACAGGAGCCCACAUCUUCUACCCAAUGUGUCUCUGGGAUAUGAUGUCUUCAGUGUCCUACACAGUAAUCGAAGAAUCUUACAUACUCCCUUCCUUUGGCUCUCAGGGAUGGUUAAGAGCAUCCCAAAUUACACUUAUGGAAGAGAAAGCAGUUCUGCAGCAGUACUGACAGGGACAACGUGGGCAACUUCUGCCCAAAUUGGGACACUUCUGGGACUCUACAAGUUUCCACAGCUAACUUUCGGCACUUUUGAUCCUAUUCUGAGUGACAAUGGCAAGUUUCCUUCCCUCUAUCAGAUGGCUCCCAAGGAGAUGACUCUGGUGCAUGGCAUGGUGUCUCUGAUGCUUCAUUUCGGUUGGACAUGGGUGGGGCUGGCCAUCUCAGAUGAUGAGAAAGGUAUGCAAUUUCUCUCAGAAUUGAGAGCCGAGAUGGACAGGAAUGGAGUUUGUAUAGCCUUUUUGAAAAUGAUCCCUGUUACUGUGUUGCUGUAUUACUCAAGAACCUCAUUGUAUCACUGGCAGAUCAUGAAAUCAUCAGCAAAUGUUGUUAUUAUUUUUGGUGACAAUGAAUCUUUUUUAGGCCUGACCUUUGGAAGGUGGAAACAAAUAAUGAUGUGGAAAGUGUGGGUCACCACCUCACAAUGGGAUAUCACCACUGGGAGGAGACAUUUCCUACUUGACUCAUUCCAUGGAGCACUCAUUUUCUCACAUCACCAUGGUGAAAUUUCUGGUUUCACAGAUUUUAUCCGAACAGCCAAUCCAUCCAGAUACCCGGAGGACCCUUUCCUUGCUGACCUGUGGUUGACAUAUUUUAAUUGCUCUAUUUCUAAACUUGACUGUAAAGCUUUGGAGAACUGUCCACCCAAUGCAUCCUUGGAAUGGUUGCCUUGGCACCAUUUUGAUGUGACCAUGACAGAAGAGAGUUACAAUAUAUACAAUGCUGUGUAUGCUGUGGCUCAUGCCAUACAUGAGAUGAUUCUUCAACAAGUAGAAAUGUCACCAGGAAGAAAUGGAAAAGGACUGGUGUUUUCUCCUUGGCAGCUGCACCCUUUUCUGAAGAACCUCCAGUUUAACAAUCCUGCUGGUGACACAGUGAAUUUCAAUCAGGAACACAAAUUGAAUGGAGAGUAUGACAUUCUCAACUAUUGGAAUUUCCCAGAUGGUGUUGGAAUUAAGGUGAAAGUAGGGACGUUUUCUCCAUAUGCUCCACAUGGUCAACACCUGUCUUUAUAUGAAGAUUUGAUAGAGUGGGCCACAAAAAUUGAACAGCCUCCCCAGUCCAUAUGCAGUGCGAGUUGUAGCCCUGGAUUCAGGAAGACCCCUCGAGAGGGAAAGGCUGCCUGUUGUUUUGAUUGCACUCUGUGCCCAGAGAAUGAGAUUUCCAAUCAGACAGGUAAGUGUUGCGUGAAGUGUCCAGAGCAGCAGUAUGCCAACAAAGAGCGAGACCGUUGCCUGCACAAAGCUGUGGCCUUCCUGGCUUAUGAUGACCCCUUAGGAAUGACCCUGGUCUGCACAGCUCUGUGCUUCUCUGUCCUCACCGCUGUGGUUCUUGGGGUCUUUGUGAAGCACCGAGACACUCCCAUAGUCAAGGCCAACAAUCGUUGUCUCAGCUACAUCCUGCUCAUUGCCCUCAUCUUUUGCUUCCUCUGUUCCUUAUUGUUCAUUGGUCGUCCCAGUACAGCCACCUGUGUCCUCCAGCAGAUCACGUUUGGAGUGGUGUUCACCGUGGCUGUUUCCACCAUCCUGGUCAAAACUAUCACUGUGGUUCUGGCCUUCAAGGUCACUGCCCCUGGGAGAAAGAUGAGACACUGGCUGAUAUCAGGAGUACCUAACUCCAUUAUUCCCAUCUGCUCCCUGAUCCAACUUGUUCUUUGUGCCAUCUGGUUGGGGACCUCUCCUCCAUUUAUUGACACAGAUGCACACUCUGAGCAUGGCCACAUCAUCCUGGUGUGCAACAAGGGCUCAGUCAUUGCCUUCUACUGUGUCCUGGGUUACCUGGGUUCCUUGGCCCUGGCGAGCUUCACUGUGGCUUUCCUAGCCAGGAAUCUACCUGACAUGUUCAAUGAAGCCAAAUUCCUGACAUUCAGCAUGCUGGUGUUCAUCAGUGUCUGGGUGACCUUCCUGCCUGUCUACCACAGCACUAAAGGGAAGAUCAUGGUGGCCAUGGAGGUCUUCUCCAUCUUGGCCUCCAGUGCAGGGCUCCUGAGCUGCAUCUUUGUCCCCAAGUGCUACAUUAUUCUCUUCAGACCUGAGAAGAACUCUUUAAAAGGAUUAAAGGAUACA